Messenger RNA from Culicoides brevitarsis, 569 nucleotides. RefSeq names its product large ribosomal subunit protein bL27m (gene mRpL27). Gene Ontology annotation, cellular component: ribosome; mitochondrial large ribosomal subunit. The record is from RefSeq and is a predicted model, not a curated record. Gene Ontology annotation, biological process: translation. NCBI's taxonomy places the organism in Eukaryota, Metazoa, Arthropoda, Insecta, Diptera, Ceratopogonidae. The transcript is spliced from 3 exons. Bases 82 to 516 code for a protein of 144 amino acids. Gene Ontology annotation, molecular function: structural constituent of ribosome.
CGUUUUUUCAGCACUUUGACAACUACUUGACGUUUGUUUGACACAUAAAUAUUGAAACUCGCGAGGAUUUUUCCUUAAAAAAUGAGUUUCCGCAUCCUCGAAGCUGUAAAAUCGAAGUUGUUGCAAACCAACGACACAGUUUUACAAACGAUUCGUAAUGCGAGUAAAAAGACUGCUGGCUCGACGAGAAAUCGCAAGUCGAAGACGAAAGGAAAACAUCGCGGAAUAAAAGUUUGGGAUGGCGAAUAUGUUUCACAAGGCUCAAUUUUGGCAAUGCAGUUUAUGCAGAUGAGAUUUCAUCCCGGAUUGAACGUUGGAAUCGGUAAAAAUGGAAAUCUUUUUGCCUUGGAACAUGGUCGAGUUGUGAUGUCUUGUGAGAAAAUCGACCCAAAUUGGGAUCAUACGUUCAUUAAACACAAUUAUGCGGGCAGAGAAGGACAAACCAUCUACAAAAAAGUGUUUAAUAUCAUCCCCUUACCUCAGCAUAAUCGAUUCAAGUUGGUUGAUGAGGUCUAAAAUAGUUUAAAAUUGCAAUAAAAAGCAAAAAUUUAGUUCGUUUGUAAGAUGAA